Messenger RNA from Suillus paluster, 702 nucleotides. RefSeq lists its product as uncharacterized. NCBI's taxonomy places the organism in Eukaryota, Fungi, Basidiomycota, Agaricomycetes, Boletales, Suillaceae. Bases 1 to 702 code for a protein of 233 amino acids. The transcript is spliced from 3 exons. The record is from RefSeq and is a predicted model, not a curated record.
AUGGUGACUUGUGAAGAGCCUUACGCACCACGAGGUCGCCUCCAAAUAUUCAAUGGCCGCAAACCCUCGUUCAUCUUCACCGCUCUCAUCCGCAAGGCCUUUACCCCUUUCACUAGCAAAACCCCAUUAUCCUCGUUUCGACUACCGGCGGACGAAGCCAUUUCCAAUACGCCGAUUCCCAACGUUCCCAUGUAUGAAGAAUCGUUCAGAGACGAAGUUAAUGUGUACACCGCCCUUCCGGGUUCCACCAUCCCCCUGCUCUACGCUUCGGGUCGAGUUGUUUCUAGCCACGGUCAAGGUCGCGCCAUAUCUCCCGGGGUGCUUCUCAUGGAGUACAUUCCAAUCGAGAUAUUUGAAAACCUUCCGGAUCCUCAUUCCGUUCCUCAUUUUGCGUACUACGAGCUAGUCGAGGCCGUAAGCUCCCUCGGGUCAUAUCGCGUUAGCCAAAAUGCGACCAGACAACUUCCUCGUUCCUCUUCCAACAACGGUCCUAGACGUGUGCUCCUCAUCGACUUCGGACUAUGUAUCCUUCCCUUCCCUGAUGAGCCUGACGACAAGUGGCAAGAGGUCGUCAUGUGCGAAAAUGAUGAGUUGGAACUUCAGCGCUAUAUGCUCAAGCUAGGCAUUGAGCGCGAUGAGUGGCGCCCGGACGCAGUCGAUGUUCUCUAUGGGCCCGAAAUGCAUAAGCUCAGGAGAAAGUGA